This is a messenger RNA of Colius striatus (speckled mousebird), 3055 nucleotides long. It is a transcript of the gene CUL1, whose product is annotated as cullin 1. The coding region runs from base 239 to 2569 and encodes 776 amino acids. The record is from RefSeq and is a predicted model, not a curated record. Gene Ontology annotation, cellular component: SCF ubiquitin ligase complex. Gene Ontology annotation, molecular function: ubiquitin protein ligase binding. NCBI's taxonomy places the organism in Eukaryota, Metazoa, Chordata, Aves, Coliiformes, Coliidae. The transcript is spliced from 22 exons. Gene Ontology annotation, biological process: SCF-dependent proteasomal ubiquitin-dependent protein catabolic process; protein ubiquitination.
GGAGGCGGCGGCGGCAGAUCCGGGCCUGGCGGAGGCGGAAGGGGCGGGCGGACGCGGCCUGACUCUGCGGGACGCGCGAUGCUGAUUAUCUUCUUGGGAAACGUCACUCUUCGUAGGUAAAGAAGAUCUCAGUGAGCUGCAGCAACUUGAGUGUAGAAUGUUACUUGACUUGUGAUUCUGAUGGAGGAAUAACCAGAUCUCAGGCUGCUGCGCUGGAAGACUUUACAGGAAAUACAAGAUGUCAUCGAAUAGGAGUCAGAACCCACAUGGACUUAAACAGAUUGGUCUUGACCAGAUAUGGGAUGACCUAAGAGCUGGCAUUCAACAGGUUUACACCAGACAAAGUAUGGCAAAAUCCAGAUACAUGGAACUCUACACUCAUGUUUAUAACUACUGUACUAGUGUGCACCAGUCUAAUCAGGCACGGGGAGCCGGAGUGCCUCCUUCCAAAUCGAAGAAGGGCCAGACGCCUGGGGGUGCUCAGUUUGUGGGCCUGGAGUUGUACAAACGGCUAAAAGAAUUUCUGAAGAACUACUUGACAAAUCUCCUGAAGGAUGGUGAAGAUUUGAUGGAUGAGAGUGUGCUGAAAUUCUACACUCAACAGUGGGAAGAUUAUAGGUUUUCAAGCAAAGUGUUGAACGGGAUCUGUGCCUACCUCAACCGACACUGGGUUCGUCGUGAGUGUGAUGAAGGACGUAAAGGAAUAUAUGAAAUCUAUUCACUUGCCUUGGUGACUUGGAGAGACUGCUUAUUCAGGCCACUAAAUAAGCAGGUAACAAAUGCUGUGUUGAAAUUGAUUGAAAAGGAAAGAAAUGGUGAAACUAUCAAUACCAGGCUGAUCAGUGGAGUUGUACAAUCUUAUGUGGAGCUGGGUCUGAACGAAGAUGAUGCAUUUGCAAAAGGACCUACACUAACUGUCUAUAAAGAAUCCUUUGAAUCUCAGUUUCUUGCUGACACAGAAAGAUUUUAUACACGAGAAAGUACUGAAUUCUUGCAACAGAACCCAGUCACGGAGUACAUGAAGAAGGCUGAAGCUCGCCUUCUGGAGGAGCAGCGCAGAGUCCAGGUGUACCUGCACGAGAGCACGCAGGAUGAGUUGGCACGCAAGUGUGAGCAAGUACUGAUUGAGAAGCACCUGGAGAUAUUUCAUACAGAGUUCCAGAACUUGCUGGAUGCUGACAAAAAUGAAGACCUGGGCCGCAUGUAUAACCUUGUAUCUCGGAUCCAGGAUGGCCUCGGAGAGCUGAAGAAGCUUUUGGAAACCCACAUUCACAAUCAGGGUCUAGCUGCAAUUGAGAAAUGUGGAGAAGCUGCUCUAAAUGAUCCCAAAAUGUAUGUACAGACAGUGCUGGAUGUCCACAAGAAAUACAAUGCAUUAGUCAUGUCUGCCUUCAAUAAUGAUGCUGGCUUUGUGGCUGCCCUGGACAAAGCUUGUGGUCGAUUCAUAAAUAAUAAUGCAGUGACAAAAAUGGCUCAGUCAUCCAGUAAAUCCCCAGAGCUCCUGGCACGAUACUGUGACUCCUUACUAAAGAAAAGCUCAAAGAAUCCAGAAGAAGCAGAAUUGGAAGAUACACUCAAUCAAGUGAUGGUUGUCUUCAAGUACAUUGAGGAUAAAGAUGUGUUUCAAAAGUUCUAUGCUAAAAUGCUGGCCAAAAGACUGGUGCAUCAGAACAGUGCCAGCGACGACGCCGAGGCCAGCAUGAUCUCCAAGCUCAAACAAGCCUGUGGGUUUGAGUACACCUCCAAGCUGCAGCGGAUGUUCCAGGAUAUUGGCGUGAGCAAGGACCUCAACGAGCAAUUCAAAAAGCACCUGACCAAUUCAGAGCCCCUGGAUCUGGAUUUCAGCAUCCAGGUGCUGAGUUCGGGAUCCUGGCCCUUCCAGCAGUCCUGCACGUUUGCUCUGCCUUCUGAGCUAGAGCGGAGCUACCAGCGCUUCACGGCGUUCUACGCCAGCCGGCACAGCGGGCGCAAGCUGACGUGGCUGUACCAGCUGUCCAAGGGCGAGCUCGUCACCAACUGCUUCAAGAACCGCUACACGCUGCAGGCCUCCACCUUCCAGAUGGCCAUUCUGCUGCAGUACAACACAGAGGAUGCCUACACCGUGCAGCAGCUGACUGACAGCACCCAGAUCAAAAUGGACAUCCUGGCACAAGUUCUACAGAUCCUGUUGAAAUCAAAAUUGCUUGUUUUGGAAGAUGAAAAUGCCAAUGUUGAUGAAGUGGAGUUAAAACCAGACACCUUAAUAAAACUGUAUCUUGGCUACAAAAACAAAAAAUUAAGGGUCAACAUCAAUGUGCCAAUGAAGACAGAACAGAAGCAGGAGCAAGAAACUACACACAAAAACAUAGAGGAAGACAGGAAGCUCCUGAUCCAGGCAGCUAUUGUGAGAAUCAUGAAGAUGAGGAAGGUCCUAAAACACCAGCAACUGCUCGGCGAGGUGCUGACACAGCUCUCCUCCAGGUUCAAGCCACGAGUUCCUGUCAUUAAGAAGUGCAUCGACAUUCUGAUCGAGAAGGAGUACCUGGAGCGAGUGGACGGCGAGAAGGACACCUACAGUUACCUGGCCUAAGGCCGCGCUCGCCCGCCAGCCCCGCGUGGGGGCCGUAGGACAAGGGCACAGCACCCUGCUGCCACGUGGCGCUCCCUGUUGAAGAGCUGAGACCAGGACCCCCGUCAGCCCGGCUCAGGUUUCCAUCAGAACUGCUCAGGAUUGACACAUUUCAAGUAUGUAAAUACGGCCCCACGGGCGGGAGGGGCGCCCAGGCCUGUCCUGGCAGGGUUGCAUGCUACUGCAUCUCCAUCCAACACAUCGGCUUAGCAGCACGGGGAGAGCCGGGCUCCACGGACCCAUUGUAACCUGCUAGGAGACCCCAUUUGUAUAGUGUGUUUCAUUUUUUAAUGUGUGAGAAGGAAACCAGGACACAAAAAAAAAACCCCACAAAAGAGGAAUUAAAAGAUUUCUGUACAAGUUGCAUUUUGGUUUUAUUGGUUUAAGUUUCACGACUUCUCUUUCUAAAUGUAAAUAAAAGGUAUAAUGGUUAUGAAAGCUACAGGG